Erpetoichthys calabaricus (reedfish) is the source of this 2507-nucleotide messenger RNA. RefSeq names its product CoA synthase (gene coasy). Lineage: Eukaryota; Metazoa; Chordata; Cladistia; Polypteriformes; Polypteridae. The transcript has 10 exons. Gene Ontology annotation, biological process: coenzyme A biosynthetic process. Bases 259 to 1905 code for a protein of 548 amino acids. The record is from RefSeq and is a predicted model, not a curated record. Gene Ontology annotation, molecular function: dephospho-CoA kinase activity; ATP binding; pantetheine-phosphate adenylyltransferase activity.
AGCGGUGGAGUAGGAGUCGCGUGAAUUCGUACACGAAGGAUGGGCCGCUGUUUGUGAUAUAUGGGAAGUGAAAUGCGGCCCGUGUGGUGUUUGAGAAGCUGAUAUCAGCUAAGCGAGAAGUUACGAGUACCCCUCGCUACUUCGAGAAUUAGCUGCUCCAGCAAUGACGAUAACGAGUGUUGGCGUACCUUUGCAGAAUUAAGGCGGGGCGAGUUGCUGAGCUUCCGAGUGAAAAAAGGCACUACAGAGCUGUGCAACAUGUCCAUGUUUAGGACUGGCAUACUCGUCCUCACAUCCCCACUGCAUACUCUACCCCUGCGGAUCACACCUGUUCUGACAUCAGCCGCCCAGUUUGUGGAGCAGACUCUCUACGUUCAUCUCCACCCAGGCUUAAAUCUGUCCAGUAUAGUGCCAGCCAGACCAGUCUUUGUCCCCCCAUCUCACAACCUCUCAAGUCUUAUAACAAAACUUUAUUCCAGAGCGGCAGACGUGUGUGCCCAUUUGGACAUACGGGUCCUGUUGACCAAUGUCCGAAAUCAAGGUCUGUCCACCAACCCUUUCCCCACAGCCCAGAUUUUGUCUCAUACUCCCGAUGUGGUUCUUACAGACUUCAGUGUUUCAGAUUCCAGUCAGAUCAGCCUAGUGCAGAGUUGCUUGGAGAAAUAUACCAUGUGCUGUUACGCUUGUAAACCCCACCUGAAGUCUGUUCUGCUCGCACCCGAGGUGGAAAUCAUUGGGGAAGACAUGGAGCCUCAAAAAACUGAACUCUUGGAGACGUACAGCGAUGUGGUUGUUGGGGGAACUUUUGAUAGACUUCAUGGAGCUCACCGCACUCUCCUUACCGUGUCAUGUCUGAUGACAGAGAAGCGCUUUUUGAUUGGACUUUCAGACAGUGCCUUACUAAAAAACAAAGUCCUGAAGGAGCUGAUUCAACCUUAUGCCCUCCGCAUGGAAAAACUCCUCGAGUUCCUACAAGAUGUCAAGCCAGCCGUCCGCUAUGAGAUUGUACCACUGUCUGACCCCUACGGUCCAUCCAUCACCUAUCCUGAUCUCCAGUGUAUUGUGGUCAGCGAAGAAACCCGCAAAGGGGGCCAAGCCGUGAACAAAAAGAGAGUAGAAAAUGGACACCCUGAAUUGGUCAUCUAUGAGAUUAAGCUCAUCAAAGAUGCCCACCAUAGCGACACUGAGGAAGAAAAGAUCAGUUCGUCCAGUCUCCGUAGUCGCCUGCUUGGCACACUGUUGGCGCCACCUAAGAAAAAUCCAAACAUUCCACUCUUUCCCUAUGUGAUUGGCCUGACAGGAGGUAGUGGGAGCGGCAAGACCUCCAUUGCAAAGCGCCUAGAAGCUCUGGGGGCCGCCCAUAUCGACAGUGACCGCCUGGGACACGAAACCUAUAAUCCAGGAGGACCCACCUAUCACAAAGUAAAAGAGGUGUUUGGUAAUGAUAUCUUAAAUGAAGAUGGUACGAUCAACAGAUCUUUACUUGGAAAAAAAGUGUUUGGGAAUAAGGAGAAACUGAAGUGUUUGACUGAUAUUGUGUGGCCCGAAAUAGCAAAGCUUUCUACAAAGAAAAUAUUGGAGGCUGCAUCUCAGGGUAAGACUGUGUGUGUGCUGGAUGCAGCAGUUCUACUGGAGGCUGGUUGGACCGAUAUAGUCCAUGAGGUCUGGGUAACAAUCAUCCCAGAUGGCGAGGCAAUUGCCCGCAUAAUGACCAGAGAUGGUGUAAGUAAAGAGAAUGCGCAAAAGCGGCUGGAUAAUCAGUGGACCAAUGAACAAAGAGUGGAGAGAGCAAAUGUUGUCCUUUGCACAUCCUGGGAGCCAGAGGUUACACAAAGACAGGUACAGAAAGCUUGGGAUCUCCUACAGGAGAGAAUAAGAAACCAAAGAAACAAGAACCUGUCCUGAAAAGGCCUGCGAGGAACUGGAGUGUUUAAUGUUACAAAAUAUUGAUUGAACAAAAGAAAAAGAUUGUUGAAAUGAAUGAUUUUUUUUUUAAAUUUGCUCAAUUCUUGGUAAACCAGGUUUGGCAUCGGAAUAGCUUGUCACAUCGUGACAGCAAGAAUGUUUGUGCUUAUAAUUGAAGAAGCUGAAUAUUUUUACGUGAGAUGAACUUGAACCACAGAAUAUGGUGAGAGGGACAGAAGAAUUAAUUGUGACACAUUGUCAUGCAGUUAGUUAUCAUGAUGUGCCAGUAUGUUCACAUCACCAUAAAGAGAGAAAUCUGCCUUAGGAUCCGCCUGAGGAUCUUCUCAUUUGUUCAAACUAGCAGCCCACCAUUGUCAUGUUGGAUUUCUGCAGUGGACUGAAUUUAAAUUUGAUGACUUCCAGAAUUGUAUUAUUCUCUGUAAUUUUAACUUGUUUCACCUUCCUGGAAAGGGAACAUUGGAUAAGAUGGAAACCAACUGGCUCUGAGACCUUUUUAAUCUUAGUAAUGUUUUUAUUUUAAUUUUGGCCUGGUAAUGUGACAUUCAAUACUGUUGGAUUAAAGGUUAAUAGAUUUUAUGGAA